Molecule: messenger RNA, 1359 nt
Organism: Glarea lozoyensis ATCC 20868
Lineage: Eukaryota; Fungi; Ascomycota; Leotiomycetes; Helotiales; Helotiaceae
Product: Six-hairpin glycosidase
Exons: 3
Coding region: 1-1359 (452 amino acids)
Biological process (GO): carbohydrate catabolic process; fungal-type cell wall biogenesis
Molecular function (GO): mannan endo-1,6-alpha-mannosidase activity
Source: RefSeq, a predicted model, not a curated record
AUGCGUUUCCUUCCCGUAGCUUCCGUCUGCUUGCUUGCUGGUCAAGGUGCAAAUGCCGCCCUCGUAGCAGAUCUGUCGACGCCAACCGGUAUCAAAGAGGCUGCGAAAACGCUGGCAAAGGAUUUGAUGAGCUUUUAUACUGGAAACAACCCAGGAGAUGUCGCUGGAAACUUGCCAGAUCCAUAUUACUGGUGGGAAGCGGGAGCGAUGUUUGGUACGAUGGUCAACUACUGGUAUUACACAGGCGAUACGACAUAUAACACAAUAACUACCGAAGCGAUAUUACACCAGACGGGCGAGGAAUGGGACUUCAUGCCGGAAAAUCAGACAAAGACAUUAGGAAACGAUGAUCAAGGGUUCUGGGGCUUGACGGCCAUGACCGCGGCAGAAGUAAAGUUUCCAGAGUUCCCAGCGCCGGCACCCGGCUGGUUAGCUUUAGCACAAGGUGUAUUUAAUACACAGGCGGAUCGAUGGGAUUAUGCGAACUGUGGAGGAGGUCUCCGAUGGCAGAUUUUCCCUUUCAACAAUGGUUACAGUUACAAGAACACGAUUUCCAACGGAUGUUUCUUCAAUCUCGGCGCGAGAUUGGCUCUAUAUACGGGUAACCAGACAUAUGCUCGUUGGGCGUCCAAAACGUGGGAAUGGGUCGAAAACGAAGGCCUGAUCGAUCCGGAGUACAAUGUCUUUGACGGAACCAACAUUGGUGAUAACUGCACAUCCAAGGACCACAACCAAUGGACUUAUAAUGCGGGAAUUUAUCUUUUGGGUGCCGCGACAAUGUUCAACAUGACAAAUGGUACGGAACAAGUUGAAUGGCAGGAACGAACUUCUGGUCUCCUAAACAAAACAGUAGCAACAUUUUUCACCAAUGGGAUAAUGCACGAGCUGUGCGAGAAUGGAAAAUGUAACGUUGAUCAGCGAUCUUUCAAGGCAUAUCUCAGCCGUUGGCUAGCCGCAACCUACCGCCUCGCUCCAUUUACCAAAGACAUAAUUCAACCCCUUCUGAAGACAUCCGCAGCGGCAGCGGUCAAGACAUGCUCGGGAGGCGCAUCUGGCUCGCAAUGUGGAUUGAAGUGGGACACUGGAUCAUUCGAUGGCAGCUUUGGCGUCGGAGAGCAAAUGGCCGUUCUCGAAGUCGUACAAAGCAACCUCAUUACCGAAGUCCCGGAUUGGGUCAGCGCCGUCAAAGGCACCGGAAAUAGUACAGGAAACGUGGAUGCCGGACAGAACAGUUUGACUGCGGGUACCGUGCUCACUAAACCUGCGACCACGAAGGAUCGUGUCGGUGCGGGAUUUUUCACCGCUCUGGUGUUGAUUGGAGUCGUUGGAGGGAGUGCGACGAUGAUUAUCUCGGAGUAA